Molecule: messenger RNA, 828 nt
Organism: Rubroshorea leprosula
Lineage: Eukaryota; Viridiplantae; Streptophyta; Magnoliopsida; Malvales; Dipterocarpaceae
Source: the annotation of a GenBank genome assembly
AAUAAUAAAUAAAUAUUAAGCGCUUACCUAACAAGGCCUAGGUUGAGGAUACCCCAAGAAGUAUUGGGCCAAGCCUUUUCCUUAGCCUUCAUCAACAGAACCCUAGAAGCAACCCAUCCACCCCGAGACAUCCUCUUGUCCAUGGGCUAUCCCACUCCAGCAGAAGGGUCAGCUCGAUCUCACCCCUUCCUUGGGACAGAAGGAGCUGACCCAAAACUAAAUAUGGUGUUGAAUGAAUUCGAAAUCGGAGUACUUGAACAAGAGAUCAUCGUGGAUGAUCGGCCGUUUCGGAAGGACACAGAAAAGGUAAAUCAGACGCUCUGUGUCCUCGCUAACGUGUCGGCGAACCACAUCGCGCCCUGUGUUUGGAUCGAAUAUGGCAAGAUUGACGUAGGAGUGGGAAAAGUUGCUGUGCCUGUGUCAGCAUUUUCCGGCUCCUACCGAACCCAGGAUGGCCACCUUAACAGGCAAGUUCUUGUCCACGGCCUCGAGCUCGCCACGGAGGAAAGGAUGUAUCGAUGCCAAGAGUGUUUGAAGGUAUUGGGAUGGCAUGGAUGGGAUGGAGAAGGGCGUUGUAAUGAUCGCUUGGAGCAGCUAACAGAGCAAUGGAACGUGGCAAGGCAGAAACGGCAAGUGGAAGAAAAGAAGAUGUUAAGGGUAUAAUAGUAAUUUUACAGCGUCAUUGAGUUUGGUGCAUUUCCAUCGUAAAAAGGUUAAGCCAACUGUAGUCCUCAUACUUUGUGAAAAUGUUCAUUAGCGUCCCUAUACUAAGGAAAUGUUCAAUAUCAUCCCUCAACUUUCUUUACAGUAUAAAUGUCAUCCCUUUAC